AUGAAGAGUAGGCUUGCUGGGACCAUCACUAAAAAGAAAAAGAAUGUGGUGCUUGGUGUUUUAAAAGAUGUUCCAGCUUGGGCUGGAAGACAAUUGCUGGAGGGUGGGGAGAAUCGUCGAUAUUUUGCCUUGAAAACGAUUGCAAGGGGGGUUAUAGAAUUCGAAAUUCGAAGACCCCCACAACCAGAUGAUAGUAAGGCCUACUCCUGGCCGUCUAUUCUCUUCGACCUUCCUCCAGUUAGAACCCACCAUUUCACCCAUCAGUUCAGGGACUCUCCAAAUCAUAAUUUCCUCAAGGGCGUCAAAUGGUCUACGGAUGGCUCGUGUUUCCUCACAAGUUCUGAAGAUAACAUCUUUCGGUUGUUCUCCUCACCAGAUAAUGGAAGUUACUAUCCGGAAGAUAUUUGGUCUUUAGCUGUGGACACAGCUUCAGAUUCUUAUUUGGCAAACCUAAGUAUUAAUGAGGGAGAAUCAGCAUAUGACUUCUGCUGGUACCCAUUCAUGUCUGCUUCAGAUCCAGUUACCUGUGUAUUUGCAUCGACUUCUAGAGACCAUCCUAUCCAUCUUUGGGAUGCUACUACAGGCCAGUUGCGUUGCACCUAUCGGGCUUAUGAUGCAAUGGAUGAAAUAACUGCAGCCUUUUCGAUUGGAUUUAAUCCUGCUGGGACCAAGAUAUAUGCUGGGUACAACAAAUUUCUCAGAGUAUUUGAUAUUCAUCGUCCUGGAAGAGAAUUUGGACAGCAUUCGACCACUCAAGGGAAAAAAGAAGGACAAUCAGGUGUUAUAUCAGCAAUUGCUUUCUCUCCUAGUGAUAAUGGAAUGUUUGCUACUGGAUGCUACAACCAAACUACUGCGAUCUAUAGUGAAAACAAUAUGGAACUUCUGUAUAUUUUACAUGGCCAGGAGGGUGGGGUUACACAUGUUCAAUUCUCAAAAGAUGGAAACUAUCUAUAUACUGGUGGGAGGAAGGACCCAUAUAUAUUAUGCUGGGACUUGCGGAAGACUGUUGAUGUUGUAUACAAGUUAUAUCGAUCAACAGAUGAUACAAAUCAGAGAAUACAGUUCGAUAUAGAUCCCUUAGGUCAACAUCUUGCUACAGGUGGUCAGGACGGACUUGUUCAUGUUUAUAAUCUUCAAACUGGACAAUGGGUUUCAAGCUUCCAAGCUGCAAGUGACACUGUUAAUGGAUUCAGCUUUCAUCCAUUUCUUCCAAUGGGAGUUACUUCAUCAGGGCAACGAAGAUAUGGUGUUAUUGAGGAGUCCGACUCGUCUGAUGAAGUGCGAUUAAGAGGCGAUGAAAACUGUGCUUCUGUUUGGGCAUUCUCUUACAAUGUGGAGACCUCAGCCGUCAAAGAGACUAGUGAUAAAGAAUUGCAAUCCAAUCAAAACGACGACGAUACUUACCAAGAAGAUCCAUAGCCUCCUCCUAUCCCUUGUUAAAUUAUGUUACAAUGUCAUUAUCGAGAUAUUAGAACACGAUCAAAUUAUAUUAACUUAAAAAUGAUUGACGAUUUUAAAGUG
Molecule: messenger RNA, 1521 nt
Organism: Impatiens glandulifera
Lineage: Eukaryota; Viridiplantae; Streptophyta; Magnoliopsida; Ericales; Balsaminaceae
Product: telomerase Cajal body protein 1
Molecular function (GO): protein binding
Source: RefSeq, a predicted model, not a curated record